AAGUCGAUGUCCCCGUACACUAUCCAAUAUGGCCGCAACAAUGGAAGGUGGAAAGAAUAUUUGUGCUGUUCUGAGAGCUAAAGGAGACUUACAGUUGGAAGAAAGAGUCAUUCCCAAGGCUGGGAAGGGAGAGGUGCUCCUAAGAAUGAAAUCAGUUGGUAUCUGUGGGAGUGAUGUUCAUUAUUGGACCGAGGGGAGGAUUGGUGAUUUCAUACUCAAAGAGCCAAUGAUAAUGGGACACGAAGCUAGUGCCGUAGUGGUGGAGACUGGGGAGGGUGUCAGCCAUCUCAAACCAGGUCAGAUAUUAGUAGCAUACAAGCUAGCGUAUUGUGCAAGAUAUUUCUGUAUUGCCUGGGGUAUGUAUGCUUGUGUGUUUGAUUCUGUUUGCACUAUUGCUGUAUGCUCUUGUUGGAGGUGGGGCUCGUUUAUUGACUGCAGCUGCUUGUACAUGUACGUGUAGAGUAUGAUAGUAAGC
This is a messenger RNA of Amphimedon queenslandica, 475 nucleotides long. Its product is annotated as sorbitol dehydrogenase-like. The record is from RefSeq and is a predicted model, not a curated record. Gene Ontology annotation, molecular function: L-iditol 2-dehydrogenase (NAD+) activity. Gene Ontology annotation, biological process: D-sorbitol catabolic process. NCBI's taxonomy places the organism in Eukaryota, Metazoa, Porifera, Demospongiae, Haplosclerida, Niphatidae. Bases 29 to 460 code for a protein of 143 amino acids. The transcript has 3 exons.